This is a messenger RNA of Oncorhynchus keta (chum salmon), 3044 nucleotides long. Its product is annotated as zinc transporter ZIP1-like. Gene Ontology annotation, molecular function: zinc ion transmembrane transporter activity. The record is from RefSeq and is a predicted model, not a curated record. Gene Ontology annotation, cellular component: plasma membrane. Bases 930 to 1772 code for a protein of 280 amino acids. The transcript has 5 exons. Lineage: Eukaryota; Metazoa; Chordata; Actinopteri; Salmoniformes; Salmonidae. Gene Ontology annotation, biological process: zinc ion transmembrane transport.
CGAAACUAUUGGGGCUGUACAUGCGAAUCGUCAUGAAUCUGAGAAUCCAUUAAGUAGUGUAAAGUUUAGAUCUAAGCCUAGCAUGACAAAGAGCUAUAUUGUGGAACACACUAAGGAGCCACAUUCCUAGUAGGCCUUGUACGACAUCAUGAUUGAUUCAAUAUCCCCGUUUGGUCUUUAGAAUCAGGUCAGGCGUUAUGUGCCUAGGAAGAAUUCGUUACAUUCUGUGGACUCAGCAAUGAGCUGCGCUGUCUGAGAAAAUCGUACUGCAUUCUUAAAAUUAGCAUAGUAGGCGUGGCCACCCAGAAGAGGACGCAAAUAUGACCUAUCCUAACAGCAGGAUAUUAUGCUGGCACACGAUGGCGGAAAAGUCAUUUUUAAAAUGUUUUGAAAUGCGUUUAGGUUAUUUUCAAGAUUCCCUCAUUACCAUACACGUGACGUCAUCAGUUGUGCUGCUGACUACUAGCGCAGCAGGACGUUGCAGGACAAUGUAAACGUUAGCUAGUAGGCGCCUAAAUAGCUCCUGAAAUUGUCUGUGUAACAGGGAUGAGUUUUUGAAUAGCAUAGGUUUUUGUUUUUCCAGUAACGCAAACAUGUUGGUAUGGCGUAGUCAUCUUACUGCCCGUUGGUUUACAUCGCUAUUUUACUAGGCUUAUCCCAAAAUUGCUUGUUUUGAAUCAGCCCGGUAUAGUAACAAAUCGAGAUGGACUACUUGUUACAGGUGAAAAUAGGCGCCCUCGUGGGUUUGUUACUCCUGACCGUAUUUUUCGGAUUUAUCCCUGCUCGGAUGAAGUGGUUCAGAGAAACCAGUGGGACAGGCACUGUAGUAUUGCCAGUGGAACCGUAUAGCUUCCAUCCCUCUCCUCGCCCCUACCUGGGCUCGAACCAGGAACACAUCGACAACAGCCACCCUCGAAGCAGCAUUACCCAUGCAGAGCAAGGGGAACAACCACUCCAAGUCUCAGAAAACCCAUCGGGUGGUCCUGAGUUUUAUCAGCUGUUUUGCCGGAGGCGUCUUCCUGGCUGCCUGUCUGUUGGACAUCAUCCCAGACUACCUGUCGGACAUCAAUGCUGAGCUGGACGCACGGAGGGUGGACACCAGCUUCCCCCUUCCAGAGUUCAUCAUGGCUGCAGGCUUCUUCACUGUGCUAAUCGUGGAGAGGAUCGCUCUGAACUGCAGACAAGAUGCCAUGCAAGGGUCAGAACAGGAGAGAGCACCUCUGAUGCAGGCCAACAGGCACCGCCAUGGGCACGGGCAGGGGAAAGCCUCGUCCACCAACCUGGAGGGUAGUGCCCACCAUGUCCACAUGGACCUCCAGGCCCACUCCUCCUUUCGCUCGUUCAUGCUCUUUUUCUCGCUCUCCCUGCAUUCUGUGUUCGAGGGCCUGGCCAUCGGGCUGCAGACCACAGACUCAAAGGUAUUAGAGAUCUGCAUCGCCAUUGUGGUCCACAAAAGCAUCAUCGUGUUCAGCCUGUCGGUGAAGCUGGUGCAGAGCGCGGUCCCGCCCAUGUGGGUUGCGGCCUACGUGGGCGUCUUCGCCAUGAUGUCUCCGCUGGGCAUCGGAGUGGGCAUCGGGGUUAUUGAGGCUCAGCUGGCGGCAGGCGCUCUGAUCCAGGCCAUCCUGGAGGGGCUGGCGGCCGGGACCUUUAUUUACAUCACCUUCAUGGAGAUCCUGCCUCACGAGCUGAACUCCCCGGAGAACCAGCUGCUCAAGGUGUUCUUCAUCCUGUUGGGCUUCAGCGUCAUGGCGGGCCUCACCUUCCUGAGCUGAGAGGAUGUCACCCACUGGAGCAACUGACCUUGCGGGAAUAUGGGUGUGGCUCAUAUGAAUCACGGGACUUGAUAUUCUGUACUAGGGUCGCCAUAAUGGGAGAUGUCUCAGGGAGAAGGGAAAUAUAAAAACGGUCCCGUUUUACUGCAGGGUUGAUGCAGGGGAGAUUACAGUGCCCGUGUCUGGCUGUGCCACUUUUAUUUGAGGGUCACAGCUGUCCUUACUCAGUAUUUUUGUUUUUAAGGGUGAUUGACACUCAUUGGUAUUUUUUAUCCUGCUUUUAGCAUAGAUUUUAAUUUCACAGCCAAGGAUGGUAAGACAGUUUUUUUUUAAUUUAAGAACUUUUAAUGAUUUCAAAUAGAUUAUAUUUAGUUAAGUAAUACUUUUUAAUUUGGUGGUUUUAGCACUGGAAAAAUAAUAAGCACACAGAAUGUGGCAAUAUUAGUUGUUUAUCCUGUGGCAUAUCUUUUAAAAAAAAGUAUAUUUUCUUUUAACAAUCGCUGUUUGUAACAUCUUUCACAUAACUGAAGAUCACUGAAAAAAGUUCUGUUCAUACUGACAUCAUGAUUGCCUGGUCCCUUUGGUAAAUGACAGGUGUGGCAAAGAGUGUAAUGUUCGCUAAAAAGACUCGUAUCCAGACUAACAUGACAUCUCUUAAUAGUCAAAUGAAUCCGUCACAUCAAUAUCUCAUUAUGUUUACAGGUUCAAAUGUCAAUUGCAUCAUGUUUACACUUUUGGAUGUGUGCCCACAGUUAAGUUGUGAGCCUCCACAGUUAAAUUGAAGUAUUAAAUGUUUUAUCGCCACUGUGGAACAAAUUGUUUUCACCUUGGGAACUAUACUAUGCCUUACAAAUAAAGAUUGUUUUAUUUGUCACACAGCAGAUAGAUGCAGUGAAAUGUGUUUUACAGGGUCAGCCAUAGUAGUACGGUGCCCCUGGAGCAAAUUUGGGUUAAGUGCCUUGCUCAAGGGCACAGCAACAGAUUUCUUUUUAUAAGACAAACCAUUGUGACCAACAUGUUAAAGAGAGAUUGUUAUUUUAACAUGUGCUGAAGUUGAACUUCUUAACCUGUGUUUUCCUGACUCAGUUCCUCGUUGUGUUGAUAGUUUCCCUACCCCAGCCAUGAGUCAUGUUUCUGUUGUCUAAUCAAAGUUUCAAAUUUAUAACAACACUAUCUCAAGUGACCCUCAGCUUCCUCUUACUCCUCCAUUCUCCUCUCUGACACUGCAGUAAAAUAAUGAUUAAACAAGUUGGCUAUGAUUUGUUUAAAGUG